Molecule: messenger RNA, 3294 nt
Organism: Argentina anserina (silverweed cinquefoil)
Lineage: Eukaryota; Viridiplantae; Streptophyta; Magnoliopsida; Rosales; Rosaceae
Exons: 5
Coding region: 12-3083 (1023 amino acids)
Biological process (GO): IMP biosynthetic process
Molecular function (GO): N6-(1,2-dicarboxyethyl)AMP AMP-lyase (fumarate-forming) activity
Source: RefSeq, a predicted model, not a curated record
UCAGGCGGAGAAUGAGCUCCAGUAUCCUCGACCCGAACUCCCUCCGAUUCAUGGACCUCGCCGUCGCUUCUUCCCGGCUUCUCGGCUUCACUCCCCACCCGCUCAGAUUGAGACACGUGGACCCAUCAAGCUUCAGUCUUCAGCACCAUUUUUGGAGUGGUUCUUGUUCCCAGCUUUGUCGCGGGCUCAGAGCCCCAGCCGCCGCGAAAAGCGCCGAGCUCCCCGGGGAAAUGGAGCAUUCCGAAUUGACGGCGCUGUCUCCGUUGGACGGGCGUUACUGGGGUAAAGUGAAGGAGUUGGGCCCUUAUUUGAGUGAGUAUGGCCUCAUGUACUACCGUGUUCUUGUUGAGAUUAAAUGGUUGCUGAAACUUUCUCAAAUCCCUCAAGUUAUAGAGGUGCCGAGUUUUAGUGAAGAAGCUCAGUCUUACUUGCAAGGGAUCAUUGAUGGGUUUAACAUCAAGGAUGCGAGAGAGAUAAAGAAGAUUGAGAUGACUACUAACCAUGAUGUGAAAGCAGUGGAGUAUUUUCUGAAGCAGAGAAGCUGUUCAAAUCCGGAAAUAGCUAAGGUGCUUGAGUUUUAUCAUUUUGCUUGCACCUCUGAAGACAUCAACAAUAUUGCACACGCAUUAAUGUUGACAGAAUCUGUUAGCAAAGUCAUGCUUCCUGUUAUGGAUGAUUUGAUUCGAGCAAUAUGUGACAUGGCUAAAGAGUAUGCUUCCAUUCCCAUGCUUUCACGUACUCAUGGACAGACGGCCUCACCCACGACUUUGGGGAAGGAAAUGGCUGUUUUCGCUGUUAGGUUAAGCACACAGAGGCAGGAAGUUUCUCAAGUGGCAAUAAUGGGGAAGCUUGCUGGUGCUGUAGGAAAUUACAAUGCUCAUAUGGUUGCAUAUCCUAAUAUUGAUUGGCCCUUAGUUGCUGAAGAGUUUGUCACAUCUCUGGGGGUAACUUUUAAUCCAUAUAUUACGCAGAUUGAGAGUCAUGACUAUAUGGCACAACUCUUUCACGCUUUUACCAGAUUCAAUAAUAUCUUGGUCGACUUUGACUGUGAUAUAUGGCGGUACAUAUCAUUGGGCUACUUUAAGCAGACAACUAAAGCUGGUGAAAUUGGGUCGUCAACAAUGCCUCACAAAGUAAACCCCAUUGAUUUUGAGAAUAGUGAAGGUAACCUUGGAAUGGCUUCUGGAGUGUUUUCCUUUCUGAGUGAAAAGUUGUCUAAAUCACGUUUGCAGCGUGACUUAACUGAUUCCACUAUCCUGAGGAACAUGGGUGUUGGAUUAGGCCAUUCUCUUCUUGCCUACAAAGGCACGCUGCGGGGCAUAUCAAAGCUUCAGGUUAAUGAAGCUCGCUUGAGUGAAGAUUUGAAUCGCUCGUGGGAGGUGCUGGCGGAACCAAUACAAACUGUUAUGCGAAGAUAUGAUGUUCCAGAGCCAUAUGAGAAGCUGAAGGCACUUACAAGAGGGAGAACAGUUACUGCAGAAAGUAUAAAAGAGUUUAUAAGAGACUUGGAAUUACCUGAAGAACCAAAAAGCAUUCUCUCAAACCUGACACCACAUAGCUAUGUUGGGUCUGCUAUUAUAUUGGCCAAGAUGGUAGAUAUGGCCGUUGGAGCCACUAUAAAAGACACCAAUAUUCCUGCUGAAAAGAUGAAGAUGAUGUUCAAUAGUUUUCCUUGUGAACUUGAGUUUUCAAAUUUGCUGGCUUUGUCGCCAUUGGAUGGCCGGUAUUGGGGUAAAGUGAGAGACUUGGCUCCUUAUAUGAGUGAAUAUGGUUUAAUCUACUUCCGUGUUGUAGUUGAGAUCAAAUGGUUGCUAUGGCUUUCACAAAUUCCUGAAGUGAUAGAGGUAACCAGCUUUGCUGAAAGUGCUCAGUCAUUUUUGCAAGAAAUAAUCAAUGGGUUUAGCAUCAGUGACGCACUAAAGAUAAAGGACAUUGAGAAAGUGACAAACCAUGAUGUAAAAGCAGUGGAGUAUUUUUUGAAGCAGAGAUGCAAAUCACACCCAGAGAUAGCAAAGGUGCUUGAGUUUUUUCAUUUUGCAUGCACAUCCGAGGACAUCAACAAUCUCGCUCAUGCAUUGAUGCUGAAAGGAGCUAUGAACAAUGUCAUAUUUCCUACCAUUGGUAAAUUGAUUCAGGCACUAUGUACCAUGGCUAAGGAGUACUCUCAUAUCCCUAUGCUGUCUCGCACCCAUGGACAGCCUGCCUCACCUACAACCUUGGGGAAAGAAAUGGCUAUAUUUGCCGUCAGAUUGAGCAGAGAAUGGAAGGAGAUGUCUCGUGUGGAUAUAAUGGGGAAACUGGCUGGUGCUGUUGGAAAUUACAAUGCUCAUGAAGUUGCAUAUCCUGAUGUUAAUUGGCCCCAAGUUAAUAAAGAGUUUGUGAGAUCUCUUGGGUUGAGUUACAAUUCAUAUGUCACUCAGAUUGAACCUCAUGACUAUAUGGCGGAGCUUUUUCACGCAAUGUUCCGGUUUAACAACAUAUUGACCGACUUUGAUAGAGAUAUAUGGGACUACAUAUCCUUGGGUUAUUUUAAGCAGACAACCAGGGCUGGUGAGAUUGGGUCAUCAACAAUGCCUCACAAGGUCAACCCUAUUGAUUUUGAAAACAGUGAAGGCAAUCUUGGUGUGGCUAAUGGCAGUCUUCUUCAGCAGAGCAUGAAGUUGCCAGUUUCACGUUGGCAGCGGGACUUGACCGACUCAACUGUUUUGAGAAACAUGGGUUUGGGAUUAGGGCAUUCUCUUCUAGCUUACAAAAGUACACUUCAGGGGAUAUCAAAACUUCAUGUCAAUGAAGCUUGUAUUUUCGAGGACUUGGAUCAGUGUUGGGAAGUUCUUGCUGAACCUAUUCAAACAGUAAUGAGGAGAUAUGGUGUUCCUGAGCCCUACGAAAAGUUGAAGGAACUAACUAGAGGAAAAGCAGUUACCAAGGAGAGUAUAAGAGAAUUUACCAAAGGGUUGGAGUUACCUGAUGAAGGAAAGAGCAUUCUACUCAGGUUGACACCACAUAGUUAUGUUGGCGCAGCAAUAGAAUUGGCAAGGACGGUAGACGCAGCUGUCAAUUCAGAGAUUGGGAAUCUGUUGUGAACAAACAGUUUAAAUCGUUGCGCCAGACUUAUAUAUUUCGACUGCAAAUCAGGCAAAGGUAUAAAGGACUUGUUCAAAUUCUAGUUGAAAACAACCCAAUAUCACAGUUUUGUCAUUGAUUUCAUUCAUAUUGUUGAUGAAGUUGAAACCUGUAUCUCUCUAUAUGCGGAAUUGUAACAUAAUUCAUUCAUUCAUGAGUAUCAACUUUUUG